AUGACGAUAUAUCUCAUCCCUGCGACCUUUGACAAGCGGAUGAGACUGAACUAUCAUUCCAACAUUCAUCCCGCGCCCCAACAUGACUCUAUCGGCAAGGUCGCGACCCAUGAAGACGCAUCCCCCACGAACAACGUACAGCGCGGCUUCGUCGUAGCAAACCGGCCUGCUUCAGCCCCAUCUCCACCACGCCGCGACAUUGAUCAUUACAGCAGUCUGCUAGCUCGUGACGAUACCAACUGGGCGGAGUGGAACAAGUUGAAUAUUACUGCAGACGCCAUGCCUUUCACACGGUCGCAGUCGGACACCCAGUUCCUUCAUCCUCAGACCGGAACGAAGAUGGCACGGGCAAACGGUCACCUGACCAAGAGCCAGACUGGUCAUGCUUUCCUAGAAGAUGCCGGCCACCGGUAUCCGUUUGGCCAGGGACCGGGCUGGUAG
Alternaria metachromatica is the source of this 441-nucleotide messenger RNA. RefSeq lists its product as uncharacterized. Bases 1 to 441 code for a protein of 146 amino acids. The transcript is spliced from 2 exons. Lineage: Eukaryota; Fungi; Ascomycota; Dothideomycetes; Pleosporales; Pleosporaceae. The record is from RefSeq and is a predicted model, not a curated record.